Messenger RNA from Apiotrichum porosum, 2448 nucleotides. RefSeq lists its product as uncharacterized. Gene Ontology annotation, molecular function: carbohydrate binding; lyase activity. The coding region runs from base 1 to 2448 and encodes 815 amino acids. Gene Ontology annotation, cellular component: extracellular region. The transcript has a single exon. Gene Ontology annotation, biological process: carbohydrate metabolic process. NCBI's taxonomy places the organism in Eukaryota, Fungi, Basidiomycota, Tremellomycetes, Trichosporonales, Trichosporonaceae. The record is from RefSeq and is a predicted model, not a curated record.
AUGACGCUUCAGGCCCUCUUCGGCCUGCUCUUCAUGCUGCCGUACAUUGCCGUGGCGGCAGCCCAGAGCACCACCGCGUCCGACAUGAUCGCUCGGCGCGUCGACUUUCUGACCGGCGCAAGCACCAUGAAUGCCUUGGGCGCCAUGAGCUCGCCCCCGAGCUACUACUCGUCGCUGCUGUCCAAGGCGAGCGCCCUGUCAACCACGUCAGCCGGAUACCUCUCGAGCAUGGUCACGGACAGCUCGCGCACGACGCUGUGGUCCGACCUGCCAAUGACCGGCGACGCGGCGUCCAAAAGUGGCAACCUCGGCGUCCAGUUUGACCGCCUCUUGGCGAUUGCCAAAUGCUAUGCCACACCGGGGACCGCACAGUACAACCAGUCAUCGGUCGCCACCCAGAUUGUCAGCGGCCUCAACUACCUCUCGACGGCCUACUAUACCUCGACAGGAAGCGAGUAUGGCAACUGGUGGUGGUGGGAGAUUGGAAUCCCGCGCGACAUUGUCGACACUGUGUCGUGCCUCGGCUCUGCCAUGCCCGCCAACCUCACCACCCGUCUGGCCACGGCCAUGGACCACUGGGCACCGGACCCACUGCACCGCGGGUUGACCUCGGCAGGCGUGAUUGAGACGGGCGCCAACCUCGUCGACAAGGCCCUCAACAUGGCCCUCCGCGGCAUCAUCACCAACAACGGCACCGAGAUUGCCCUGGGUCGCGACGCGCUCAGCGGCGGCGGCACACCGUCCAACUCGGUCUUCCUUUACGUGACGUCGGGCGAUGGCUUUUACGCCGGCGGCGCCUUUGUGCAGCACACAUACCUCCCCUACGCAGGCAACUAUGGUACCGGAGCGCUCAAGAACCUCGCAGUCAUUGUCUCGCUCCUGUCGGGCAGCCAGUGGAACGUGACCGACCCCAACGCCUCGAUGAUCUACAGCGUGGUGGACAAUUCGUUUGCGCCAUACCUCUACAACGGUCGCCUGAUGGACACUGUUCGCGGCCGGUUUGUCUCACGCCAGCGUGAGCGCGACUAUGACGAUGGCUUUACGUUCCUCGCCACCGUUGCCCAGCUCGCCACCGCCGCGGCGUCUUCGGGCAACGCCACGCUGGCGACGCACCUCAAGACACUGGUCCGCGGGCAUGCCUCGCGCUACACCGGUCCAGACUGGGCGAGCGACACUCGCUUCGGGCUGUCUCAAGCGGCCAACCUCCUCAGCGUCUCGGAAGACUCGUCCGUGACCGCGGCCGACCCGAUGAGCGCAACCUUUUGGCACGCGGGCCAGGAGCGGCUUGUUCACCGCCGCAGCGCGUUUUCAUUCACCGUCUCGACCUCGUCGACGCGCAUCGGUCGUUUCGAGUGGGGAAACGGCGAAAACUACAGGGGCUGGUACCAAGGCGACGGUGCUGCGUACCUGUACGUCCCGGGCCAAGACGGCCAGUUUUCCGACAACUGGUGGCCCACGGUCAACAGUUAUGCUCUUCCAGGUAUCACCGCAAAGGCCACCACGUACGCCAUCACGACGGUGGCGGGAACCACUGCUAUCCAGCGCGCCACCAACAGCUACAACGGCGGUGUGACUCUGGACGGGAUUGGCGGCACUGUCGGGUUCAACCUCGUCGGCUACAGCCCUUCGACGUCCACGCUCAGCGCUCUCAAGACCUGGUACACGUUUGACGACGUUGUCGUGGCCGUCGGCACCAACGUCGUCGACACGUCGGGCUCGGCCGUGACCACGUCUAUUGAGAACCGCGCGUUCGCGUCUGGCCAGGUGCCCACGCUCGUGGUUGACGGCGCCAGCAAGACGGCCAGCGCCAGCCCCAUCGCCGUCACCGCCUCGGUACACGUUCCCGGUACGGGCGGCUACGUUCUGCUUUCGUCGUCGGGGGCGCCCGUCACGGUCCUGACCGAGAGCAACUCGGGCACGUGGUACGCCAUCAACAAUGGCUCCGACUCGGCAGGCGACACCACGACCGUCAGCAACGACUUUGUGAGGAUCAUUGCCAACCACGGCACAAACCCCACGGGCUCGAGCUACGCGUACAUGGUCAUUCCGGGCGCCGACGCCGCCACGACAGCCGCGCGCGCAUCCAGCCCCGGCGUGACGUUUAACACGGCCAGCGGUGUGGGGCACGUUGUCUCGCACGCCGCGUCCAGUUCGACGUUUGCCCACUUUUUCGCUGCGGGAUCCCUGACCGGUGCAGGCAUGACGGGAAGCCUGACCGCGUCGGCCGCGUGCUCGGUGGGGUGGUCGACCAAGAGCACCAGCAGCUACAGCCUCGCCGUGUCGGACCCCUCGCACACCGCCACGUCUGUCACGGUCACGUUCCCGUUCUCGGCCAGCGCCAUCUCGGGCUCGACGUACGCCACGCUGGUCAGCACGAGUCCGCUCAAGGUCACGGUCAACCUGUCGGCCAAGAACGGCCAACGGGUCGCCUUCAGCGCGACACCGUGA